This is a messenger RNA of Ceutorhynchus assimilis (cabbage seed weevil), 1866 nucleotides long. The record is from the annotation of a GenBank genome assembly. NCBI's taxonomy places the organism in Eukaryota, Metazoa, Arthropoda, Insecta, Coleoptera, Curculionidae.
AAGCUGUCGCCGAGCUACGCAUAAGUUUUAUCGCUAUAACGAAAAGAAAAGCUUUCGAAGUAAUAACAAUUUUUGAACAUUACUAAUUCGUGAUUGAAUCUAUUCGAGUGCAACGGAAAUAUAUUGCGUAUAGUGAUUUUGUGAGAAUUUUUUUUAUCCAGCUAGUGUUAAGAAUACAAAUUUCCUUUACCUAAUAUAAUCAUGCAAAAUGGAUCCUCAACAAAACACCCACCAUCGGACCAAUCCAAACAAGAAAAAUCCGAAGAGCAAAAUAACGUAGAUAUUAUAGAAAAAUCAAUCGGAGUACUCGGUAAAUGGCACAUAUGGAUAUGCCUGGCCAUAUUCUUAGUGAAAUUUCCGGUCGCCUGGCAUCAAUUGAGCAUUGUAUUUGUGGCACCGAGGACGGACUUUUUCUGUGCAGAAACAAAUUUAGAUAAAUGUGCUAAGAAUUGUAGCACGCAUAUUUUUAACAGGACAGUAUUUAGUGAGACGAUCCUCUCAGAAUGGGAUUUGGUCUGUGAUAGAGGAUAUCUGGCUGAUUUUGCUCAAACUAUCACUAUGCUGGGCAUAUUAUUCGGAAAUAUGAUUUUUGGAUAUUUAUCAGAUAAAUUUGGUCGCAAAAUGCCGUUGGUCGGUGCAGUGGUCCUGCAAGCUGUUUCAGGAACAAUCGCAGCGUUUUCGCCAUGGUUCGUCUUGUUUCAAGCUAUGAGAUUUUUGGCCGCUUUAGCCACUGGCGGAACAAUGGUAACCAGUUUCGUCUUGAUUAUGGAACUCAUUGGUACUGAAUGGCGAACAGUCCUAGGAAUACUUUAUCAGAUCCCCUUCAACAUCGGUCAUCUCCUAUUGCCACUGAUCUCUUAUUUCCUACGAGAUUGGCGUUAUUUCCAGGCAGCAAUCUCUCUACCUUCCCUGAUUUUGGUUUUCUACUAUUGGGCUUUGCCAGAAAGUCCGCGCUGGUUACUAGCUGGAGGAAAGAAGGAAAAAGCAAUAAGUGUUUUAGAAAAAGCAGCCGGAUGCAAUAAUUUGCCAACGAAAAGUAUUAGAACUGAUGUCACUGAAUAUUUGGCCCAAAAAGCAUCAGACAAUUUGCAAGUGGAAAAUAGAAAAGGAGGCAACGUUAUAGACCUUGUUCGUACUCCCAUUAUGAGAAUUUACACGAUAGCGAUAUGCUUUAACUGGUUAGUGUGCGGUCUUUGCUUUUUUGGGGUUUCUCAAUUUAUUGGACAUCUCGGUGGAAAUAUAUUUUUGAAUGUUAGUUUGUCAGCUAUCAUUCAAAUACCCAGUACCCUGUUUGCUUGUUGGUGUACUAAAGCCUGGGGUAGAAGAAAAACACUAAUAAUUGCUAAUGUUUUAUCUGGAGUUGCUUUGAUUUUGAUUGGUUUUGUUCCAUCCGAACCUGGAUGGAUUAAGCCUACUCUCAGUACAGUAGCUAUGUUUGGUCUUGCACUGUCUUUCCCUACUGUAUACAUUUACUCGGGAGAACUAUUCCCAACGAUGGUCAGAAAUAUUGGAGUCGGAACGUCCUCAAUGUGCGCCAGAAUAGGCUCAAUGGUAGCGCCAUUCGUCGCUUCACUGGUAACGAUUGAACCAUGGAUUCCGCCAAUUAUUUUCGGCGUAGUGCCGCUAAUCGGAGCGCUACUCUGUUUGAAACUGCCAGAAACUUUGGAUUGUAAACUACCCGAUACCAUCGAGGAAGCUGAGAUGUUUGAGAUUCGUGAUAGAGAGAAGAACAGAAAGACUGAAGUUGUUGUCAAUGAAACGGAAAUGAUAUGAUUGUUCUUCUAAGAAUUUUAGUUGAAAUUUUUUGUUUAUGUCCUAUUUUAUUUAACUAUGAAUCAUUGAUUAAAUUUUUUGAUGUUAAAAAAA